AUGGCCCAGAUUGAGUCUAGCAGCUGUAGCAGCUCCUCCACCAGCAGCUGCGAAGGAAAAGGAGGAGGAUCCCACAAGCGCAAGGCCGAGUCACGUGGGGAAGUCGCCAACAAGGGCGCCGCACGUGACCGGCCCGCUUCGUCCCUCGCUGCUUCGCCUCGACCUCCAUCUUCCACAACAGCAACGCUGACGCCGGCCGAGUCCAGCUCCCCUUCUCCCACCACGAGCCCCCUGGCCCCCGGCAUUCUGUCGACAUCAAGUCUGCUCCUGGCUGAGGCUCUUCCCCGGGACAACUCCAACUACCCGUCCUUCACCAUGAAGACCGCCCGUCCCUAUCGCUCCCACAAAUAUCCAGCCUGUGCUCGCUGCCACAAACGGCGGUCUCGAUGCACCAUCGAAAUUCCGGGUCAGGCAUGCUUACUGUGCCGUAUGCACGGUGUACCUUGCUCUUCCGCCACGGCCAAGAAGGAUGAUCAUGUUACUCCCAAAGUUGGCUUCGUCCAUCGGUCCUUGCUUGCCGACGAUAGGUCUAUGGAAGGCUUUUCUCACAUUGUCGGCCCGGUCAUCGCACGCGACACCCAAGUUCUCGACCAGUAUCUACCCCAGACCAAUGGUACUCCCGGUCAUGUUCCUAUCCAACCGAGCCUCGGGAGACGAGAAUCGCAGAAGGCAAUUUAUCAUGUCCCUAUCCCGCCCAGGAGACCCAGCCCGACGGACUGCAACUGUACCAGGAACAUGCCGGGCGAAUUGCUUGAGCAAGUCGACCCCUUCCUAGAUAAACUGUUGGCCAACUAUUAUGAACAUUUUCAUCCCUGCUAUCCGGUCACCGACGAAGAAUGUGUCAUGUCGCGACUAAAGGACAGAAGUACGCUGCCUCACACAUUCUUCGUCAACAUCAUAGCCUACUCACUCUUCUAUUGGGAUACGUCGCCUGCAUUGGCGGGUUAUGCCAGACCUGAUCAGGACUUCGCUUGGCAGACGGCAGUUGCGGCAAACACCGCCGACAUGCAAAAGGGCGAUUUGACUACCAUCAUCUCAACGUGUAUCGACAUCUCUGGCCGGCCCUCACGUUGCUUGGUGAAAAACGUUGCCGACGUUGCGCGGGCGGUCGCCCUAUCCCAUGCGAUCGGACUGAAUCACGAUUGUAGCGAGUGGAAAAUUGGUGACACGGAGAAGAAACUUCGAUGGAAGGCCUGGUGGGGAGUGGUGAUACAGGAUCGAUGGUUCAAUUUUGCUCAAGGAACGCCUCCCUAUAUUUCGAAGGGCCAUUAUGAUGUCCCACUCCCGACGGUGGAGCUGCUCACUCAGGGUAGGGGCGGAUCUGUGAAACACGUUCGUGCAGCCGAAGUUUACAUCCAUCUCUGUCGACUGACGGAAAUCGUCGGAGAUGUACUCCCGCUCAUCUACCACAUACGCUCUGGAAACGACAGCCUUGCUGCCGAGCAAACCUCGAGAUCAGAAAUUGAACUUAACCGGUGGAUGGAAAGCCGUCCGAGCUGGCUGAACCUGAACGAUUUUAACAAUCGGCCUCCAGUGCCAGGUCUGGUCAACCUGCAGCUUUCGUAUCUCUCGGUACGCAUGCUCCUCCGACGCAUAGCCUGGCACGAGAUCAGCCAACGAGAGAGCGAUCCUGCCUCGUCGUGGCUACUCGGCUGCCAGGCAGCUGCAGAGGAUAUCGUCCGAUUCGUGAGUUCGUUGCACAAGCAGGACUUGAUGGGCUUCUGGCUACCCUACAAUGCUCAUCACUUCACGUCUGCGGUAACUCUGCUUCUCCGUUGUGCGCUUCAGACAAGCUACUCGAAUGUCCGAACUCAGUGCAUGGGAAGUGCCCGGACACUCGUGGACGGUCUGAGGAAAUUCCACGACGAGCAUCAAUGGGAUCUGGCAGAGACGGCACUGUCGCAGAGUGAGACUGUGCUAAAGCGUAUCGAGGACUCGUUACCCAAAGCGCCAAUUGUGGGAACUCCCAGUUUGCCCGCUGUGUCGAUGCGCGCCGAACCGAACGACACGCGUGGCUACGCCGAUGAGAAUAUGCUUGGUGAUCCACUGCCGGACGAUGCCUUUAUCACGCAACAAGGCCAAGGCUCGAUUGAGGAGUUGUUCCCCGAGAUCUUCUCGGAUUUCACAGACACUGCCUUGUUCGCUAGCUCGACCCACAAUGAGUACACUGAUUGA
Fonsecaea multimorphosa CBS 102226 is the source of this 2175-nucleotide messenger RNA. RefSeq lists its product as uncharacterized. NCBI's taxonomy places the organism in Eukaryota, Fungi, Ascomycota, Eurotiomycetes, Chaetothyriales, Herpotrichiellaceae. Gene Ontology annotation, biological process: DNA-templated transcription. The record is from RefSeq and is a predicted model, not a curated record. Gene Ontology annotation, molecular function: zinc ion binding; DNA binding; DNA-binding transcription factor activity, RNA polymerase II-specific. The transcript has a single exon. The coding region runs from base 1 to 2175 and encodes 724 amino acids. Gene Ontology annotation, cellular component: nucleus.